ACACGUAUUAUUAGUUGUGGUGUUUAGCGUAAUUGUAACAGUUGCAUUUAGUGGUGAUACAUAUGAAUGACUGAGCGUCUGUGUUCCCUCAGACAGGAAGUAGAAGUGACUGGUGCCUCAGACGGAGGAGAGGAGCGGAGCAGUGCGCACUCCCUGGAACUCCUCUUCCUGGAUGCAGACGUGUCUUUAGGAAACAGAUGUAGUCUGACACACAGCAUCACCUGGCAGUGAACUACAGAGCCCAGCAGUUGUAGCCGAGUCCCCCGGGUGUGGAGGAUCAGUGAGUAGAGAUGGCUUCUAGCAGGGAGGUGGAGAAGCUGCAGAUCCGGAUCAGAGAGCUGGAAGAGGAGCUGAGGAGAGUGCAGAGCAAGCCGGACACACACAGGAACAAGAUACACAAGAUGAGUGCUGAGGUGGUGGACUCCAACCCAUACAGUCGUUUAAUGGCUCUGAAGCGGAUGGGAAUUGUGGAAGAUUAUGAGAAAAUUCGCAGUUACACGGUGGCUGUAGUUGGCGUUGGUGGAGUUGGCAGUGUCACUGCAGAAAUGCUAACAAGAUGUGGCAUUGGUAAGCUGCUGCUGUUUGAUUAUGACAAGGUAGAGUUGGCAAAUAUGAACAGACUCUUUUUCCAGCCACACCAGGCAGGUCUCAGCAAAGUGGAAGCCGCGGAGCACACACUGAGGAACAUUAACCCUGAUGUCCAAUUUGAAGUUCACAACUACAACAUAACAACCAUGGACAAUUUCCAGCACUUCAUGGACAGGAUAAGCAAAGGUGGAUUAAAAGAAGGGGAACCAGUAGACCUCGUAUUGAGUUGUGUCGACAACUUUGAAGCACGUAUGGCAAUUAACACAGCAUGCAAUGAACUGGUACAGAUCUGGAUGGAAUCUGGAGUCAGUGAAAAUGCGGUGUCCGGACACAUCCAGCUUAUUAAACCCGGGGAAACGGCCUGUUUUGCAUGCGCACCUCCCUUAGUGGUUGCAGCAAACAUUGAUGAAAAGACUUUGAAGCGUGCCGGUGUGUGUGCGGCCAGUCUGCCCACCACAAUGGGAGUCGUAGCUGGAAUACUUGUGCAGAAUGUUCUCAAGUAUCUCCUAAACUUUGGCACAGUGAGCUUCUACCUGGGAUACAAUGCAAUGCAGGACUACUUCCCAACCAUGUCCUUGAAACCUAACCCAUCCUGCAGCGAUAGAUACUGUUUGCAACGGCAGGAAGAAUUCAAGUUAAAAGAAGCAGCGAAGCCUAAACCUGAAGUUGUAGUGGAAGAAGAAAAACCUGUUGUACACGAGGAAAACAAUUGGGGAAUUGAGUUAGUGUCUGAGGUUUCUGAGGAAGAGUUAAAGGAGGCUUCUGGACCUGUCCCCGAUCUACCAGAGGGAAUUACUGUGGCAUACACCAUUCCUGUUACGAAACCCACAUCAGGAGUCACUGUGGAGGACUCGGAGCAGAGUCUGGAGGAGCUCAUGGCUCAGAUGAAGAACAUGUAACUUGCCAGUUCAUCAAGCAACAAAUUAUUCUCCAUUGUACAGAGAACUUGCUUCUUAUUUACUUUGUCAUCUCAUCAGUCCUCAUUUAAUAAAGCCUGACAAAAGCAGUGCACUGUCCUCCGAAUAUCCAAUCAAGUUCACACUUGCAGAGUCUAACUGCUAUAUUCCUUGGCUUGAAUCUGCUUGGUUACUUUUGGGCAGCAAGAUGCUUAUAAAAAAAGUCCAUUAGAGUAAAUCUUUCCAUAGAUGAGUAAGGGAGCUGCGAUUGUCAGCCUUCUCCUAAAAUUCUAGUUGCCUGGUUGUUGUACUGACCCACUUGGCCUCAACACUUUGAGUCACUGACCCAGAACAAGUAAGCAGAUAAUGAAAGUCAUAAACCCUUAUCUGACUGCUUGUUCUGUGUCAUAUAGAAGAAAGAGGGUCAGUAUGACAACCAGGUAACUGGAAAAUUUACAAUAGAUGUUUCUAUCAUGACAGGUUUUCUUUACUUUGUAGAGAUA
Rana temporaria (common frog) is the source of this 1987-nucleotide messenger RNA. It is a transcript of the gene UBA5, whose product is annotated as ubiquitin like modifier activating enzyme 5. The transcript has 12 exons. Gene Ontology annotation, molecular function: UFM1 activating enzyme activity. The coding region runs from base 291 to 1487 and encodes 398 amino acids. The record is from RefSeq and is a predicted model, not a curated record. Gene Ontology annotation, biological process: protein ufmylation. Gene Ontology annotation, cellular component: cytosol; cytoplasm. Lineage: Eukaryota; Metazoa; Chordata; Amphibia; Anura; Ranidae.